Aspergillus ibericus CBS 121593 is the source of this 1617-nucleotide messenger RNA. RefSeq names its product MFS transporter. Gene Ontology annotation, biological process: transmembrane transport; basic amino acid transport. Bases 1 to 1617 code for a protein of 538 amino acids. Gene Ontology annotation, molecular function: basic amino acid transmembrane transporter activity. Lineage: Eukaryota; Fungi; Ascomycota; Eurotiomycetes; Eurotiales; Aspergillaceae. The record is from RefSeq and is a predicted model, not a curated record. Gene Ontology annotation, cellular component: fungal-type vacuole membrane. The transcript has 9 exons.
AUGCCCGCUAGUGAAACUACCCAGCUACUGACGAGUUCUGAAGAUGGACAAUCCUCCGAUCACAGAGAAACUAGUAUACAAAGCAGCCGAACAAAACUGGCCAUUUUCAUUGCCUACCUAGGUGCCUUUUUAGCAAGCUCGGAUGAAUCCCUCGUUAUUGCGACCUACGAUAUCAUCGCCUCCGAGUUCCACGAGUUAUCCAAGGGUUCAUGGCUGGUCACGGGAUAUAACCUCGGCUAUUGUGUUUCGUUGCCGGUGUAUGGUACUCUUGCCGAUACGUGUGGGCGCAAAACGUCUAUGCUUCUGGGAUAUCUUCUCUUUGCACUGGGAUGUCUCAUAUGCUCCACCAGCGAUUCCAUGCCUCAAUUGAUAGCAGGCAGGGUCAUUAGUGGGGCCGGUUCUUCGGGAAUGGUGGUCAUGAUUUCUAUAUUGAUUACAGAUUUGGCCGCUCCAAGCGAUGUCGCAUUGUUGCGUAGCUACACCAACGUGGUGAACAUGAUCGGACGAGGAGUCGGAGCUCCACUGGGAAGCAUGAUGGUGAAUUAUUUGGGUUGGAGAUGGGCAUUCGCCGGUCGGUUACCUCUCAUCCUACUCUGUUUGCUUCUGUCCCGGGUGCAGUUCCCCACAAGACACAAAGAGUCUGGCUCUGCUGCAGAGGCAUCCAACAUCGAGAACGUCAAGCGCCUGGAUUAUUUUGGCAUUGCUAGCUUCGCAGCUGCGGUUGUCACCCUGCUGCUGGCGUUGACGGCAGCUGGAACAGUAGACGGAAAGUCAUCCACCGUGUAUGCCUUGCUAGGGGUGUGCGUAUUUGCUACUGUGGUGUUCGUCUGUCAUGAGUGUCUCUGGGCGACGAAACCGUUGGUUCCUUUGCGACUGGUCACCCAGGGUGUUGGGCAGUACUGGCUGGUACAGGUGGUGCUCUUCAGCGGACGAAAUGGGGUCAUCGCCACAAUUACCCAGUACAUGACGCAGGUAAAAACAGUCCCCGAAGAGAGGGCGACUUUGUUCCUCGUUCUCUGCACCAUGGCUCUGGCAGGCGGUUCGAUCAUCUCAGGGUUCUCAAUCAAACGGACCAAACGCUACAAAAAGAUGAGUAUCAUCUCUGCUGUGGUCAGCAUCAUCUCCUCCACUCUGCUCUUCUUCUCGUGGCAUUUUGAUCGCCCGGUAUGGGAAUCCCUCCUCGUUAUCCCCAUGAGCACGCCCAUCGGCAUCAUCAUCUCGGGGGAGUUUAUUGGCAUGACGACUCGGGCACCGCAGGAGGAUCUCGCUGCGUGCGUGGGAGCAUACUAUUUGAGUCAACAGUUGGGGGUCAUUCUCGGCGCGUCGGUCGCACCGCUCCUCGUUCGAACAGGGUUCAUGCAUGAUAUUGCGGGACGAUUUGGGGAGAGGACUCAGGAGAUUGUGCGACACGUGCUCAGCGACUCCAAAUAUAUUGACACCCUACCGGCAGGUAUGCAGGCGGUCGUCCGAUCAAGUCUGCAGUACGGAUAUCAGUUUAUUCCUGGUGAGUGCGAUCCCAAUAGACAUGAUGCAGCUAACGAGACAGUAUUCGCCACGGUGACUGCGGCGGUGUGUCUGCCGAGCUGGAUCCUGACACGCGAGGAGCGGGUGGAUUAA